Messenger RNA from Misgurnus anguillicaudatus (oriental weatherfish), 2295 nucleotides. Its product is annotated as monocyte to macrophage differentiation factor 2. Lineage: Eukaryota; Metazoa; Chordata; Actinopteri; Cypriniformes; Cobitidae. The record is from RefSeq and is a predicted model, not a curated record. Gene Ontology annotation, cellular component: membrane. Gene Ontology annotation, molecular function: pore-forming activity.
CUAUGCUACUAGUCUAUAGGCUACAUGUGUGGGAAGCAUCCCACACGCAUGAUACACUCGAUUUUUUUAGUUGCACGAAGAUCGCUUCUUAUGAUACCGUUAUACAAUCUGACUUCCGGAUUGUUGCUAGUGAUGAACAAAUCGUCCCGUAUUCCUGCACACAAAUGAGUAUUUUCAUUGAUUCCUUUUUUCGGGGGAAAGGCGAGCACUACACGAGCUCUGGAUUGAAUCGCUAACAGUUACAAUUCUGCGCACAACUGUUGGGCAUCACGCUUUUUAAAUGAAACUUGUAAGAUUUAUGAACAAUCGUGCACCAUCUAAUAAGAGAUACCAGCCAACCGAAUAUGAACAUGCUGCUAACUGUGCCACACAUGCGCUCUGGAUUAUUCCCAGCUUUGUGGGCGGAGUCUUGUUGUACUUCCUGUCUGACGACCACUGGGAAGAAAUUUCAGCAUGGCUCUAUGGUGCGGGGCUAUCAAGCCUUUUCGUCAUAUCCACAGUGUUCCAUACAGUCUCCUGGAAGAAAAGUCAUCUUCGAUCAGUUGAACACUGUUUCCACAUGUGCGACAGGAUGGUGAUCUACUUCUUCAUUGCUGCUUCAUACACACCCUGGUUGACAUUGCGGGAGCUCGGCCCAUGGGCCGCUCACAUGCGUUGGGUUGUCUGGGUGAUGGCGUCUGGAGGAACUGCCUAUGUAUUUUUCUUUCAUGAGAGGUUUAAAGUUGUAGAGCUGAUCUGUUACGUGGCAAUGGGAAUUUUUCCUGCCCUUGUCAUCCUUUCUAUGGCAGACAGGUCAGGUCUGUGUGAGCUGCUUGUUGGUGGCGGGUUUUAUUUGUUGGGAACGGUGUUCUUUAAAAGCGACGGCAUAGUACCUUUCGCUCACGCUAUAUGGCAUCUCUUUGUCGUAUUGGGGGCGGGUGUCCAUUACUAUGCCAUCUGGAAGUACCUGUACAAACCUGUCAAUCAACCAACCAGUACGGCCCGGUGACACAUAUACAUACAUCCACCCACAAAAUCAUUUACAUAUAUGUAAGCAAGUUGAAAGUGCGUUGUAGAAGAAAAACAAUAUAAUUUCAUUUAUGGUAACACUUUACAAUAAGGUUGUUUUUGUUAACAUUAGUUAAUGCAUUAGCUAACAAUGAAUGAUACAGCAUUUAUUCAUCGUAAUUCAUGUUAAUUUCAACAUUUUCUAAUACAUUAUUAAUCAAAUGUUGUAACAGUUAACAUUAGUUAAUGCAGAAGGAACUAUAAUGAGCAAUUGUAUUGGCAUUAAUGCAAAAAAACUAUACUGCUCAUUGUUAGGUCAUGUCAGCUAAUGCAUUUGCUAACGUUAACAAAUAUAACUUUACUGUAAAGUGUCAUUCGAUUUCUUUUUUCUUUGACUGAUAUAAUUCUUGUCACUUAUUGAUAGGUCUAUAACUAGCACAUACAACAGAAAUUACAACUAUAGCCUUUGUGAGACUACAGACAGCAGGGGUCAUUUUGGACCUGACGCCGUGUGCAAUCCAGACUGAUAAAGGAUCCAGAACAUGAACAUUUCUGGAAGAGUCUAUUGAUUCAAUUCAAGUUUACAAAGUUUUUUAGAGGUAAAAUCACUGCCACUUAUUUGUGAAAGCAAAUACUUGAGUACAGUUUAAGGUAUUUUUAAUGUCUUCUUUCACUGCCAAUGGGGAAAUAUUCUUAUUUCUGUCCACAACAAGAAAAAGAGAAAUGCAGCUACUGUAUAGUUGUAGUUAUUUUAGAUGCAUUACGUCUUUAAGAUAUGCCACAAGUGCUUGGUGACAAUGUGCAGGGACAGAUUUGCCUGGAGAUGUCUGAUGUAAUGGCAUAGAUGAUAGAGUCGUGUUUUGACCCAUACCAUAAUAAAAUGGUUAUGUAAGUGUUAUUUAAAAAAAAAAAUCACUCUCAGAAUUAAGGAGGAGGUACAAAAGUUGUCAUUGGGGUGGUACCUUUUUAAAAACUACGCCUAAAAGGUGCAUACUGGUACCUCAAAGGUACAUAUCUGUAUGGUACAUAUGACCUUUUUAAAAGGUGCCGCCCCAGUGACAAUUUUUGUACCUUUUUUCUGAGAGUAUAGUUCAUUCAGUACCAAUGAAAAGCGGAUAUUAUAUAUAUAAUAUUUGAAAGUAUGAUGUAAUGAAUUUAGUCAUGGCUCUUGCUCUUGCUUUGAGAGUGGUUAAAGGGAUAGUUUACACGAAGUUUGAUCUGAUAAAAAUCAUAAUUUACUAACUCUUACUAACUUUUUUAGUUUUUCGUGGAACAUUAAAAAGAUUUUUACAGAAUGUUUCUUUCAGU